This is a messenger RNA of Pedinophyceae sp. YPF-701, 2679 nucleotides long. The record is from the annotation of a GenBank genome assembly. Lineage: Eukaryota; Viridiplantae; Chlorophyta; Pedinophyceae.
AUGUUCCCGAAAUUCAAGAUCAAGAAGCAGGAUGACGCAGAGCAGAAGGCCGCGCCCGCGGCUCCUGCGCCCCCCGCGCAGCCUGCGACCGCGUCUCCCCUCAAGCUCAAGAUGCCCGCCACCGUGCGCCCACCGGCCCCAGCCGCGGCGAGGCCCACGGGACUGGGUAAAUUCAAGAUCGGUGGGGGCGCCAGGCCGCACUUCGGCGGCGCCAGGCCGCAGCAGCCGCGUCCCACGGCCAAGCCCAAGCAGGCGCAGCAGCGACCCAAGGGCCCUCGCCCGACGGCUCCUGCGGCGCCACGCCCCGCGGCCGGCCCCUUCAAGUUCAAGAUGGGUGGACCGGUGCCCCCUCCCAGACCUCAGGCGGGCCCUGCGGUCACGGGGCCGAAGAAGCGGAAGCUAGACGGUAGUGCGCCAGGAGCGGGGCCGGCGAAACGGCCCAUGAUCAAGGUCAAGGGGCUGCCCGGGCAGGCGGGCGCGGGACCUUCGCCGAUCAAGAUCAAGGUGCCGGCGACAAUCAAGAUGCCCGGGCAGCCGCCGGGCCCCAUGCUGCGUCCUCCGCUCCACCCUGGGGUGCGGCCCAUGGGCGGGCCACGGCCGCACAUGCUGGGCGGGGCUCAGAAGUUUACGCUGCCCAAGAACAUCCCGCUCGGGCCGAACGCGCUAGGGAAGGUGCAGGGCGGCAUCAGGAAGCAGGUCAAUCGGAAGGGCGGCAAGGGACCGGGGCAGGCGGCGCGAGUGUCGAAGGGGCCCAUGCGGCCCAAGGGCCCGCGCCCGCCCACGCCCAUGGGGUCCGGGCCCGCGCCGACCUCGCUCCAGAAGAUCAAGAUGCCGAUGGGCUUCACGCAGAAGUUGAAGAUCAACAGCGCCGCCCUCGACGCGGUGAAGAGCCAGCCCACGGGCGGCGGGUCCGGGUCGGCGCUCGCGCGGCGCGCCGGGAGCGCGCUCAGCCGCCGCCAGGCCGUCGCGCAGCGCCGCAUGCAGCGCGCGCAGGCUGCGACGCCGCAGAAGUCCGCGGGGGCGGCGCCGGCGGGCCCCCCGCUGGAGCCGACCAGGGAGAACAUGAUGGGCAUGGUGCACAAGCUGCGGAACAUGGACAAGAAGGGGUGGUUCCAGGAGAAGAUCACGGACGACGUGGCGCCCGGGUACAGCGCGGUCAUCGACACGCCGAUGUACUUCGACCUCAUGGCGGAGCGCGCGGAGCAGGAGUACUACAAGACGUGGGACGCGCUGCUGGCCGACGUGACGCUGCUGUAUGACAACUGCAUGCGGUUCAACUCCCCGAAGAGCGAGUACUUCCAGCUCGCGGGCAAGCUGUCCGACAAGAGCAGGGACACCAUCGAGAGGGUCAAGGAGGGGCGCCUGACGAAGCUGCCUCUGCCCAAGCCGGCCGCGCCGCCGCAGCCGCGGAAGACCAAGGGCGCGGGCGCGGACGCGGUGAUACGGGCGUCCGAGGCGCAGGCGGCCGCGCAGGCGGGCCCGCCGACGCCGCGCGUGCCGCGCCCCAAGGCGGGGACGAGGGUGCGCGCUGGCGGGCGCGGGGCGGCGCGAGGGCGGUCCCGGCCGCCGGGCCGCAGCCGGCGCGGCCGAUGCGGCGCGCGCGCGCGCGGCGGCCCCUGCGCGACAUCCCCGACGAGGACCUCGACAACUUCGACCAGGUGGAUUCGGACGUGGACGAUGGCGUGGCGCGGGGUGCGGGCGCGACGCAGGAGCGGGGGCUGGGCGCGGAGCCGCAGGGCGCGAGCGACGAGGAGCGCGCGGGGCCCGGCGCGGCGCGGGCCGCGGCGGCCGCGGGCGCGGGCGCGGGCGCGGGCGCGGCGGCGCGCAGUCGGCGUUGGCUCAAAUCAAGUCGCAGCCGGUGACGCAGGCGCAGGUGGCGCUCCCGGACGUCGGGCGCAGCAAGGCCAAGGCGCCGGUGAACACCGCGAAGGCGGACCUGGACCGGCGCAUCGCGCAGAACGAGAUCCAGCCGGAGACGCGGUGGAUGUACUGCCCGCGGCCGCAGGGGCCCAACGCGAAGCCGGGGGGACUGGUGGGGGGGAGUUCGGCAGACGGGCUGCCGUACCUGCGCAAGGGCCCCGAGGGGCUGCGUGCGCAGGCGGUGCUGCGGCAGGGGAAGCACGCGCUCGACGCUGGGACGUUUGCCAACUCGAUCUCGCGGUUCGUGGGCGGGCUGGGCGGGCGCGUGCGCGAGCGGGCCGCGCAGCGCGUGCAGACGGCGCUGGUACGUGCGUACCGGCUGGCGCAGGAGGCGGUCGCGAAGCCGCCGCCGGCGCAGGACGCUGCAGGCGCGAAGCAGGCGGCGGCUGGAGCGAGCGCGAAACCGGCCGCGGGUGCGGCAGCCGCGCAGCCAGUGCGGGCCGCGCCGAGCGCGGUGCGGCCGGCGGGCGCUGCGCCGCAGGGGGCUUCGACAGCGUACACAGUGCUGGAAACGCAGGUGCAUGGGGGCUUGGAGUUGGUGCAUGUGCGGGCGCCGACCGGCCAAACGGACUGGAUGCCGCGGCUGCAGUUAACGAUGACGGAGCACGGUAUGCGUUACCAGCAGCUCGCCUACAAAGGCAUGCAGCUGCAGUCGCAGGUUGUUGCGCUGCAGCAUGCCCAGAGGGAAGGGAAGACGACGCCGCAGCAGGACCAGCACCUGGUCGCCCUGCGCCAGCAGUGGCAGGCGGUGCACACUGA